Molecule: messenger RNA, 432 nt
Organism: Ostertagia ostertagi
Lineage: Eukaryota; Metazoa; Nematoda; Chromadorea; Rhabditida; Trichostrongylidae
Source: the annotation of a GenBank genome assembly
AUGCAUGACUCAAAGCUGGUAAACCAACGACGUCGUGAUGUGGUGAAUGAGCGACAACCUGAUGGAUUAAGAUCUGAUGAACAAGAGCGAUCGUCACAGAUUCGUGCAUUAUUGGUGUCUGGUUAUCAACAAUCGGCGGUAGCCUUGGCUUCCAGAUUUUCUUACUGUAUGGGCCAACGUUUCACCACGGCAUUGCCAUAUAUUCUAUCCGCAGCGGUAAAGUUUAUCGUGGGACCGAUAUCUGACCGAGCAACUUGUAUUUCUGACAGAUGGCGACUUGUGUUCUUCGCUGCCGCCUCACAAGGACUAAUGGCGUUGUCAUUCCUUGCGCUUGUAUUCGUAAGUGCUUCCCAUUCGAACUUUCGAAGUAUUUCUUAUUUCAUUGGAAUUCUCUCGAAAGUCAAUAGUGACAAUUACAACACUGCUAUGUGA